GAAAGAGUACUGUACUGUGAUGAAGCCCCUGACAGUGGCUCUGGACAUCUUACAAGGGGAUGAGUGCACCUACGGGGCUUUACUGCCAACACUCACAAGCCUGAUGUCAAAGACCCUUGCCCUGAAAGAUGACCUCUCUAGAAUGACAGCCAGCCUUCCAGAUGUCAUUGUAAAGGCCAUCAAGACUCGUUUUGAUGCUGUUCUGGACAGCCAAGAAGGACUUCUCGCAGCGGCCACUUGUCCCAAGUUUAAACUUCGUUGGCUGAGAGAUGAGCGUAGGAGAGAGUAUGUGAAGGAGCUCCUGAUAACAGAGUGUCGUAAAGCUGCUCCUGCAACUGAGAACACUAAUGUGUCCCAAAUCCCAGCCAGCCCAGCCGAAAUGGACUUUUUUGAAUUUCAGAAUCAGCCCACAGAAAGCUUCUCAGCAGAAAAAGAAAUAACUGACUUUUUAAGGUCAGGCUAUGAGCUUGAGAUUCUGAAUCAGUUCCCAAAUCUCAAAAAGAUGUACAUGAAAUACAACAGUCCAACUCCAUCCAGUGCACCAGUGGAACGGCUGUUCAGUUUAGGUGGAUUGGUGCUUUCCCCAAAAAGGAACAGAAUGUCUGAUAGAAGGUUUGAGAAGCUUCUGCUGAUGCGAUAUAACCACUGUUUCAGUCCAAAAGAAAACAAUAAAACAUAGGUCUUUUUCAGGGUUGCCACAAACUGAGACUGGAUUAACAGCCUGAAUGUAGCAUGCAAUAGCAUUUUCUGUUUUUGUAAUCUCAAUAUUAUGCCUCUCUGCACUUUACCAACUGUUAAAAGAUGUUUUUGU
This is a messenger RNA of Maylandia zebra (zebra mbuna), 811 nucleotides long. Lineage: Eukaryota; Metazoa; Chordata; Actinopteri; Cichliformes; Cichlidae. The record is from RefSeq and is a predicted model, not a curated record.